AUGGCCGACGAACAUACGCCACUGCUUGCUGUAGUGCAAAUCCGCCCAGCCCGACCACGUUAUCCCCACCAUACCCUCCGCCGUAUCUGUACCAUCCUCCUCUCCUCUGCUCUCCUCCUCGGACUGAUUACUGUCCUGCUUGUGUUGAAUUUUGUCCCCCUCGAUGAUAGCGAUGAAGCAGACUGGGGCGCAUACCUCCCAUGGAAAGCGAGCGAUGUCCCACCAUCGUGGCCGCGGACACAGGGGGUGGAAUACAGGGACUUACAGGACAUCCUCAUGAAUACUCCGGAUGCGGAAAUGGCAAAGAAAUGGAGCAAAUACUAUACUUCGGGGCCGCAUCUGGCUGGCAAGAACCUGAGCCAGGCAAUUUGGACUAAAGAGAAAUGGCAGCAAUUUGGCAUUGAGAACACCCUCAUCGUUGAUUACGACAUAUAUGUGAACUACCCGAAAGGCCAUCGAUUGGCACUGCUAGAGAAGACCGAGAAAUCGAAUAGGGGCGACCCUACCGUGACUAGCGCCGAAGCAACAUGGAAAGUCAAGUACGAAGCGAGUUUGGAGGAGGAUGUGCUGGAGGAGGAUGGCACAAGCGGCCUCCCGGAUCGCAUCCCCACCUUCCACGGGUACAGCGCAUCGGGCAACGUCACUGCGCCAUUCGUUUACUGUAAUUAUGGGACGUUCAAGGAUUUUCAGGAGCUGCAGGCAGCCAACAUCAGCCUGUUAGGCAAAAUCGCGCUGAUUAAGUAUGGCCGGAUAUUCAGGGGUUUAAAGGUCAAGAGGGCUCAGGAGCUUGGGAUGGUUGGAGCGGUCAUCUACAGCGAUCCCGGCGAUGAUGGAGACGUCACCGAUGAAAACGGGAAUACUACAUACCCCGAAGGACCAGCACGGGAGCCAAGCAGCGUGCAGAGAGGCAGCACACAGUUCUUGAGCUUCGCUCCUGGCGAUCCAACGACCCCGGGUUACCCCUCAAAGCCCGGUGUCCCUCGCCAACCCGUCGACCACGCCAUUCCUUCCAUCCCCUCGAUACCCAUAUCCUACCUCGACGCACUCCCUCUUCUCAAGGCCCUCAAUGGCCACGGGCCGAAGGCGUCGUCGUUCAACAAAUACUGGGAGGGUGGAGGAUUGGGAUACAAGAGCGUUGAGUACAACAUCGGGCCUUCGCCGUCUAACGUCGCCCUGAAUCUCGUCAAUGAGCAAGAGUAUGUGACAACGCCGAUGUGGAAUGUCAUCGGCAUCGUAAACGGCAGCAUCGCGGAUGAAGUCGUGGUACUGGGGAACCACCGUGACGCCUGGAUCGCUGGUGGAGCCGGUGACCCGAACAGCGGUUCGGCUGCAUUUAAUGAAGUCAUCCGUGGCUUUGGAAUGGCGCUUGAGGCUGGGUGGAAACCGCUUCGAACUAUUGUUUUUGCAAGCUGGGAUGGUGAAGAAUAUGGACUACUUGGGUCGACCGAAUGGGUUGAGGAAUACCUUCCCUGGCUCCAGCAAGCUACCAUCGCAUACUUGAAUGUCGACGUGGGCACAGUUGGCCCUGAUUUCAAAACCUCGGCAGCACCACUCCUGAACAAGGUGCUCAUAGACACCGUUCAUCUCGUCCAAUCCCCCAACCAGACGACCGCGAACCAAACCGUCGGUGAUGUAUGGAACCACCACAUCUCCACCAUGGGCUCUGGCUCCGACUUCACGGCCUUCCAAGACUUUGCCGGCAUUCCUUCACUCGAUAUGGGCUUCAGCUUUGGCCGCAAGAAUCCGAUCUACCAUUACCAUUCCAACUACGACUCGUUUGAUUGGAUGGAGCGCUUUGGCGACCCUGGCUUUCAUUACCACGCUACCAUCGCUAAGAUCUGGGGUCUAUUAGCCGCGAACCUUAUCGAGACCCCUGUCAUCCAACUAAACGCUACUGACUACAGCAUCGGCCUUGAGAAAUAUGUCGAUUCCGUCAAAGCAAAAGCUAAGGAGAUGAAGUUUGAGAACGAGCCGACGAAAUCACAUUUCCAUUCCCUUGACAAAGCCAUCGCCCGCUUCCAGAGCGUAGCACAAUCGCAUGACGCCCUAGCUGCAAAACUUCUCCAGCAGGCCAUUGACGACGACAUCCCGUGGUGGAAAUGGUGGGAGAGAGUUAAAAUAUACUACGCCAUCCGCCGUGUCAACACCAAAUAUAAAUUGCUCGAACGGCAGUUCUUGUAUGCACCGGGCCUAGAUGAGAGGCCGUGGUUUAAGCACAUAGUCUUUGCGCCCGGAAAGUGGACUGGAUAUGCUGGAGCAACAUUUCCUGGGAUCGUCGAGGCCAUAGAAGAAGGUGAUAAGAACGGUGUGUAUAAGUGGAUUGGGAUUUCGACAGGGAUAGUGGAGAAGGCGGCCGAGUGGCUGGACGAGUAG
Lindgomyces ingoldianus is the source of this 2373-nucleotide messenger RNA. Its product is annotated as Zn-dependent exopeptidase. NCBI's taxonomy places the organism in Eukaryota, Fungi, Ascomycota, Dothideomycetes, Pleosporales, Lindgomycetaceae. The transcript is spliced from 3 exons. Bases 1 to 2373 code for a protein of 790 amino acids. Gene Ontology annotation, molecular function: carboxypeptidase activity. The record is from RefSeq and is a predicted model, not a curated record.